GAGUACCACCUGCCCACUACCUAUAUACAAUGACUCGAUUUUCUCCUCCCUCCCUCCCUCACCCCCUUUGUCUUUUGCCUGUCUCCGAGGAAACCAGAAAAACAAUGGCUUUCUGCAGGAGGAAGGACGGAUGAGUAUAUGAGAAGAAGUGGGCAUACAGUAUGCGAACGCUUUGUGAUGUGUGCGAGAGCGCCGCUGCCAUCCUUUUCUGUGCCGCCGACGAGGCCGCCCUUUGCCGUUCCUGUGACGAGAAGGUCCAUCUGUGUAAUAAACUUGCCAAUAGACAUGUACGUGUUGGGCUAGCCACACCCAGUGAUGUUCCUUGUUGUGAUAUUUGCGAAAAUGCACCUGCGUUCUUUUACUGUGAGGUAGAUGGUAGUUCUCUUUGCCUGCAGUGCGAUAUGAUUGUACAUGUCGGUGGGAAAAGAACCCAUGGGAGGUAUCUCCUCUUCAGGCAGAGAGUUGAGUUUCCAGGGAAUAAGCUUGGCCGAGGACUUCAACCACUUGACCAAAAGAAGGUACGAAGGGACGAAAAUCAGCUGCCCGAUGUAAAACCAAUAGAGGGUGAACAUAAUCACAAUAUCUCUCCAAUUGCAGUCCUAGACAACAAUAUUGACGGUGACUACAAGAUAGACAAUACAUUGAUUGAUCUUAAUACCAGGCCCCAAAGAAUACGCGGGCAAGCUUCAAAUAACCAGGGUGUGGGUGUUCAUAAUGGCGUGAAUGACGAAUCUGUAAGUGUCGUUCCAGUUUGAUCCUUCAAAAAAUAGCCUGAAAAGGGAGAAAGAUGUUCUAGACAAACUACCGUUGCAGAAUCUUGGUUGACGACUUAUGCACUUGUAUUCUUAUUUGUACCUUUCUUCCGCUUUCUUUGGAUCAGCAUCAGUCUGUCACGUUCCUCGUGCAAAGUAGAUUAGAUGAAACUCUUUAACUGUGUAUUAUCACAAGCAAUGUGUUUAGCUAGAAAGAGAGAAAAGUGAGAGUCAUUUGUACAGUUUGUUCAAAGUUAAGUUAUCGAAAUACAAUGCCGCUGUCGACAUUCGUCUUACUUGCACUUCGAUGACAUUUUUAUCAAAUCUUAGAAAGGAAAUGUGAACUGGUUUCAAUUGAAUUUUAA
This is a messenger RNA of Pyrus x bretschneideri (Chinese white pear), 1117 nucleotides long. RefSeq names its product B-box zinc finger protein 19. Gene Ontology annotation, biological process: photomorphogenesis; regulation of DNA-templated transcription. Gene Ontology annotation, cellular component: nucleus. The record is from RefSeq and is a predicted model, not a curated record. The transcript has 6 exons. Gene Ontology annotation, molecular function: zinc ion binding. The coding region runs from base 162 to 755 and encodes 197 amino acids. Lineage: Eukaryota; Viridiplantae; Streptophyta; Magnoliopsida; Rosales; Rosaceae.